UCAAGCAAAACCAACAUUAAUAACAAUAAUGGUGUGACGGGUGGGCCGCCCACGUAUGGCACGAGUAUUAAGUAUACGACACAAGUGUCGGGUCUUCCGCGACCGCAAACGGCACACAUUGUCUCCACUUCUAGUCAGAGCGCAGACAACCAUAAGAUAAAGGCGGCCAACCAUACGGACAGUCGGUUCAGACAGUACUCGGGCGAUAGGACGCAGAACAGCGUCCGAUGCGAUGCGAGUCAACGUCAAGUCAAACCCUAUUAUUACGGAAUGAGUACUAAUAAUAAGCCGUAUGAGAGGCCCAACACCAACACCAACGCCGCUAACAAUAGCUUCAAUUACAACAACCGAAUGCAGUUUCAACCCCAACCCCAACCCCAACCGCCCAACCCAUCCAAACCGGUGUUCUCGCCCUCUUUCAACAGUCAACCCAUUAACCAAAAACCUAAAGCUAUGGCACCGAACGGUUCGCUCAGUUUUAGACCAACUCUUAAGCCGACGCCUAAAAGAGACGACUCUUCGGUGAAAGAGAUCUCUAUCGAGAAUAAUAACGAAAAUUAUAUCAAAAAUAGUGAUAAAUCGGAGACCAAUGAAGAUCUCGAUUGUAAUUCUAAUGAGAAUUCAUUUCUACCCAAAAGUAUUCAACGAAUGAGAGAAUUGACCCCAAAUUUCAUGAGAAGAGACUCUAAGGAAUCGGGAAGUGAUGUGAAGUGCGACAAAACGAUGACCGAGUCGGGCGUCAAAGGGGACAGUAUUAGUUGCGUCGGCCCUAACAGUGAGGUCGACAACAGAGACUUUCUAAUCGACGACGAGAUCAGUGAUCAGCCCGAGCUUACCCUCGCCUCGAGUAUCAGUAAAAAGGAUUUAAUGAAAACAUUGAAUUCAGAACUCGAGGGACUUAUUCUGAAACAGGAGUCGAGUCACGCGAGCCUAUCGUCGCCGACCCCCUCCUCGCCCAGUGUCUCGCUAUCCACGUCUUCGUCGGCGUCGACAGUGAUUCCCAACAAAAAGCCUUUCCGAAGGCCGAGACCACUAUCGUUGGUCGAAGGGGCCGACGGCUCCUACGGCUUGGAUUCGCCUUCGUUUCGGGCCGCGAGUCAGGACUUAAUUGGUAUCAAAACUCUACUCUUCAGACUCCACGGCUUACUUCAGAAUGCUGAAACGCUGAACCCAUUUGAGCACAAUUACACUCAAAACAAAUUUUACAAUCAAUUAAUGAUUGCGGAAAACGAUGACAACAAAAGCGGUGAUUGCGAUGACUUAAGCAAAGAGAACUUCGAUCUGAAGCGACAAAUCGUUUUACAGCAACAGAUCAUUGAAGACAAAGACAGAACCAUUCGGUUAUUACAGCAACAAAUGGCCAAGUAUUCAAACAUCAACAGCGCAUACGUGUCCCCGAACUUAAGCGCCGAGAGGGUGAACGCCAGCUGUCAGACCGACCGGUGCCACAACGCCUCCGACAUCAACCCGCGGGCCGUUUCCGACGGUUCCAAUGGGAUGCUCGUCAGCGUUUGUUGUACUCAUGUUCCCGACACCAACACAUGAGUGAAAAACACAAAUCUUCACACAUUUGUGUUGACACUAUGACAGCAGCUAUUGAUGGUGUGAUUCAAUACAGUUAACAGUGAUAUACAAAAAGCACAGAAUCGUAUUCAUGUGAUCACUCAUUCGUUAAUAAUUAUCACUUUUCAUUUUUCAAGAGUAUUGCUCCCAAACCACU
This is a messenger RNA of Oppiella nova, 1720 nucleotides long. NCBI's taxonomy places the organism in Eukaryota, Metazoa, Arthropoda, Arachnida, Sarcoptiformes, Oppiidae. The record is from the annotation of a GenBank genome assembly.